CAUCUCUCAAUCUCUCCCAUAACUGUCAAACAUUGUUUACACCAAUCUUGCUUCCCUUGUCUGAAUUUUCCCAGCAUCCAAUUCCUCCAACCAUCUUCCCACAAAUCAGCAAGACCUACCUCACCUGAAUUCCUUCAUCCAUGGCCACCACCACCACCACCACCACCAUCUCCACUACCCACAAAUGGAGCAUUUCUGUGGCAGAAGACCUCAAACGUCUCACUCCCCACUGCACCUUCACUGAAAGAGCUUUGGUAUGGACCGGAGAGGAGGAUGAAAUUUUAGCAAAGCAAGAACAACAAUUGGAGGAAGUGAGGAGUGUGUUAAGAACAGUAGGAGAAGAAGAAGACUCACUAAAAGGUCUGGUCAUGAUCGAUGCCCUCCAACGGCUAGGCAUUGAUUACCACUUCCGGGAGGAUAUUGAAGCUGUUUUACACAGCCAAUAUAUGAAAUCUAGCAGCCAUAGCUUUACUGAUCAACAUGAAGAUCUUUAUGAGGUUUCGACUCGCUUUCGUCUGUUGAGGCAACAAGGCUACAAUGUGCCCACAGAUGUGUUUGACAAGUUCAAGGACAAGGACGGAAGGUUCAAAACAGAACUAAGUGAAGACAUUAGAGGGUUAAUGGGAUUAUAUGAAGCAUCACAGCUAAGCAUAGAAGGAGAAGACAUACUUGAUCAAGCUGCAGACUUCAGUGCCCAACAACUUAAUGGGUGGUUGACACGUCUUGAUAAUCAUCAUCAAGCCAAAGUUAUCAGCAGCACACUAGGGCAUCCCCAACACAAGAGCCUGGCAAAGUUCAUGGCCAAGAAAUUCCUCAGUGAUUACAAUGGCCCCAAUGCAAAUGCCCUGCAAGAACUAGCAAAAAUGGAUUUCAAUAUGUCUCCGUCCAUGUACCAGAAGGAAAUGCUUCAAGUUUCCAAAUGGUGGAAAAGCACAGGUUUGGGCAAUGAGUUGAAGUAUGCAAGAAACCAACCACUAAAAUGGUACCUGUGGUCUAUGGCAACCCUCACUGACCCAAGCUUAUCAGAGCAAAGAGUUGAGCUCACAAAACCCAUCUCUCUUGUCUACAUAAUAGACGACAUUUUUGAUGUUUAUGGCACACUAGAAGAACUUAUUCUCUUCACAGAGGCUGUCAAUAGAUGGGAACUAGCAGCUGUUAACGAACUACCCAGCUAUAUGAAGAUUUGUUUCAAGGUUCUUCAAGACAGCACAAACGAAAUUGCCUAUGGGGUCCACAAAAAGUAUGGUUGGAACCCCAUCGAUUCUCUACAAAGAACGUGGGCAAUUUUGUGCAACGCGUUCUUAGAAGAAGCGAAAUGGUUUGCUUCAGGGCAGUUGCCAAAAGCAGAAGAGUACUUGAAGAAUGGGAUUGUUAGUUCAGGUGUGCCCGCAGUAUUAGUUCACAUGUUCUUUCUCUUGGGUCAUGGAAUGAACAAGGAAAGUGUCGAUUUUAUGAUCGACAAUCCUGACAUCAUAACCUCUACCGCUACAAUUCUCCGUCUUUGGGAUGAUUUGGGAAGUGCCAAGGAUGAGAAUCAAGACGGUCAUGAUGGAUCCUAUGUAGAUUGCUACAUGAAGGAACACGAGGGCUCUACAGCUGAAACCGCAAGAAAGCAAGUUGUUGACAUGAUUUCAGAUGCAUGGAAGCGACUCAACCGGGAAUGCCUGUCUCCAAAUCGAUUUUCUGCCAAUUUCACCCAGGGUUGUCUUAAUACUGCAAGGAUGGUUCCUUUGAUGUACUGCUAUGAUGACAAUCAUAACCUCCCAAUCCUUGAGGAGCAUAUGAAGUCAAUGUUCCAUGAUAGUGUUUCUCUCUAAGGAUUCAAUGAAAGUACUAAAAUAUUGCUAUUUUUCCUUAGCAGAGUAUACCAGACUAAUACUAUUAUAUAGUCCAAACAAAAUGCAAAAAUAAAUACUAUAUGAUGUAGUAGCAAAAACAUGUAAUAGAGAAAGUAGGGUAUCGAUCUUGGGAUCCAUUGAUUCAAGAAUAAAUUGUUCUAUAA
Messenger RNA from Camellia sinensis, 2002 nucleotides. The record is from RefSeq and is a predicted model, not a curated record. Lineage: Eukaryota; Viridiplantae; Streptophyta; Magnoliopsida; Ericales; Theaceae.